Trypanosoma theileri is the source of this 279-nucleotide messenger RNA. RefSeq lists its product as uncharacterized. NCBI's taxonomy places the organism in Eukaryota, Euglenozoa, Kinetoplastea, Trypanosomatida, Trypanosomatidae. The record is from RefSeq and is a predicted model, not a curated record. The annotation marks the transcript as partial. The transcript has a single exon.
AUGGGUUUAGGCACUUUCAAGAAAGAAGAUUCUCAUAUUGGUGUGGUUUUAGGUUUGUUAUGCUGUAUCGUAUUGAUGUUGUUUAUAGUUUGUAUAAUGAUUUGGUUGUUUGUAUUGCAUCUUUGUUUUUCUUCCUUUUGUUUCUUUACCAUUUUAUUAAGUAUUGUAGAAAAGGAUGACAGUGUUAAUGUGCUGCCGGUAGUUGUGGUUUUGGUGUUCUCUCUGAACCCUGGUUUAACGUUCUGCACGGAUCUUGUGGUUAUUUAUUUUGGUAUGGAU